Molecule: messenger RNA, 1504 nt
Organism: Anopheles gambiae (African malaria mosquito)
Lineage: Eukaryota; Metazoa; Arthropoda; Insecta; Diptera; Culicidae
Exons: 1
Source: RefSeq, a predicted model, not a curated record
AAUCUCGAUACUCUGCAAAACUAUUUAGAAAAACUGGAAGAUGUUUUACUAGCAAAACAUGGAAUACCCAGCAGCAAACUAUUAUCUCUUGACGACCUGAACCAAAUGGUUAAGUUUUUAGCUAAGCACAACAUACAAGUAUCAUCAACCGAAGAAAUGUUGAUAAGAUCCACAGCCCAGGUAACAAUGAACAAAACACAUAUCAUAUAUAUGUUGAAAUACCCAUUUGAAUCCAAACAUACUUUUGAAUACAAUUAUAUUGAUUCAAUUAUAAAAAAUGACAAAAGAAUUCUCUUGCAGCACAACUAUAUACUGAAGAACAACACUCAUGUAUUUGAAUCGUCACAGCCCUGCGAACAAAUAGAUAAUCGUAAUUAUCUUUGUGACAGCAUACACCUAGAACCAUCAAGUAAGUGUAUUCAAAAACUAGUACAUGGAUAUCAUUCCGAUUGUACUUAUGAAAAAGAAUAUUCCGAUUGAAUCUUCGAAUCUUCCGAAUCCCGAUUCUCCCAACACUAAACCAGACGCAGCCAGCAGAGAUGCGUUCAUGAGAUGGAUUGAGUAAUCGAGGAUGAUUCCGAUCUUCGGCUCCCGCACGGAUACUAACGAUACAGGAAGAUGCGUCGAUGUGCGUGUCGCUAUUGGAACACUCUCACUCUCUUGCUUUAGAUCGUCAAGGCGAAUCGACGCAGUCCACCUGUCUUUGUACCUCGUGUGUUAUCGUACAAGUGUGAAAAUAAAGCUCUUUGAAAUUAAUACUAUUUACGAGCUAGUAUCAUUCCGGUCAUGCAAGUUCGAACGUAGAAUAUAGUGUUUUUUUCUGGAAAAGUAUGUCAAACAGAUGGUUAUUGUGAUUAGGCGUUGUGCACCAUGUUGUUGUCAUGUAAGACGAAAUCUCGGCACUGUUAUCUGGGAUGAUCUCCUAAUAUAUGUGUCACCUACCAAGCAAUGACUCAGCAAACCGUGGCGGAGCUCGCACCACAUAGAUAAUAAUUGUGAAACUAUGAGUAUCAUCAGCAUGUUCCAAACAUGACGUCGUGUUCCCGUGUUGUAGAGCUUGGUACAUGAAAUCUGUUUGUACGUUCAGCAAACGGAGAUGAUGCACGACGGACAGCGAGAGGGCCGGGAGGGACAAACAUUGCGCGGGAUAAUGUACGAUAACAACGGUCCGUAUCCCGCUAGGGCCGUAAAUUGCUCAAGCAUGUGUCAGGGUCCAUCAAGGAAGGCCUGUCUCGGGUGACGACCAGCUGUGUUCUUGUAGCAUGAAGGCUUAACGGGGCUCAAAGGUCGCACAGGUACUGCGGGCGGUGUGCGCUAACAGAUAGCAGAGUGGAGUGGAUGAUGCCUGCGUGAAACGACACAAACGGCUUAACUGGCAGUUUGCAAAAUUGCUCAAUUAACGUAUCUAACGAGCUGAAACGAAGUUCAAAAGAACAUCGCAUCGUUUGUUCGGCGUUUGUGUUUGAUAAAGUUGUUCCUCGGCAAAAAAUGGAAAAAUCUACAA